Messenger RNA from Australozyma saopauloensis, 711 nucleotides. RefSeq lists its product as uncharacterized. Gene Ontology annotation, biological process: transcription initiation at RNA polymerase II promoter; RNA polymerase II preinitiation complex assembly. Gene Ontology annotation, cellular component: transcription factor TFIID complex; nucleus. The record is from RefSeq and is a predicted model, not a curated record. The coding region runs from base 1 to 711 and encodes 236 amino acids. Gene Ontology annotation, molecular function: protein heterodimerization activity; transcription coactivator activity. The transcript has a single exon. Lineage: Eukaryota; Fungi; Ascomycota; Pichiomycetes; Serinales; Metschnikowiaceae.
AUGAGCGACUCCGAAAGCUUCCAGAGUGACGUCAGUUUAGAUGAAGAAGACGAGGAGUUCAUUUGGAAGGUAUUCUACAGCAAAUUGGAAGCUGAUUCGGCUGGAAAUGCCAUUGGUUCUGGAGAUGCCAAUGAACUCGAUCUAUCUGACAUUUCUGACAUAGAGGAGGCAUUCCCUGAACUUGUACAGAAAUACAAACAACUAAAAAACAGAGAAAGUGAGCAGCUUACGGAAGACCAGCAGAAAGCCAUCCUUAUGUCGUCUUUGAGUCAGGAGCAAAUGGAUAGAUUCGAAGCCUAUAGACGUAUGGCUGUAAACAAAGCAGGCGUACGGAAGGUCUGCAACGGUAUAUUGGGCAAUACUAUGCCUCAGAAUAUUGCGGUGGUGAUGGGUGGUCUUCUGAAACAGCUCUUAAGUGAGAUAAUCUCUUUGGCAUUUGAAGUCCAGGAACGUGAAUACAAGGCACAGCUCAUUUUGGAUAUAGACGAAAAGAAGAAGCGCAAGAGAGACUCUAUCAAAAAGUUGGCUCUGGGCGAUGAGAGUCUACCGGCAGAACCCGAGAGAAAGUUGGAAUACAUGGGAGACUACAAACUGCCACUAACGCCCGAUCAUAUACGGGAGGCAUGGAGAAUCUUUCAGACACAGGGUAGUGGUGCAUUCCAGUCGAAGUGGAGGUCUCAGGGCGAAUGUGAUGGCAAGUUCUUCAGAUAA